Molecule: messenger RNA, 1662 nt
Organism: Sinocyclocheilus grahami
Lineage: Eukaryota; Metazoa; Chordata; Actinopteri; Cypriniformes; Cyprinidae
Product: RNA binding protein fox-1 homolog 2-like
Exons: 10
Coding region: 477-1565 (362 amino acids)
Biological process (GO): nervous system development; regulation of alternative mRNA splicing, via spliceosome
Cellular component (GO): nucleus; cytoplasm
Molecular function (GO): mRNA binding
Source: RefSeq, a predicted model, not a curated record
GAGAGAGCGAGAGAGAGAGAAGAAAGGAAAGGCAAGGCAAGGCAAGGCAAGGCAGCAGCUCCACGCCACUCCUUUGUUUUAGGAAAUCGCUCGAAGACUGGAAUGAUGCAUCGCGUUUCUCUCGCCGCCUGUUUUUAAAGGCGAACUUGACCAUUUUGCAUUUAAUUUGGUGGAAAAGCGUUUGAGCUGCGACACCUUCAGCCGCAUUAAGCGUUUCCUCCGCGUUCGCCCUGCAUGCGCUUAGACUCGUUUUUCUCCACCGUUUUGCGUUCCACGUCGCGGGCUCCUCUCAUCUACCGAAGCGUUCCGAAGCUCCAGGCCCGAGACACUCGCUACUCUUCAAAGGCCUUUAAUGCGGCACAUUGUAACGGGUUUCCACGCGUCAGAUGAGCGUCGGUUCUGAUCCAUAAAGCGUCUACCAGAACAUCUCGCCUGCGCUGUUCGCUCUUCAUACGCAGCGUCUGCGGCCCUCUUCAAUGUUAAUGUCGACCGACGUCGCAUCUGUAAUGCUGCCCGUGAGCCACGGGAUCCUGGAACACGACCGGGAUCUGGACUCUGGUUCGGCGGCGGUUCGGGGGAUGAAGCGCGGGGACCCGGAGCCAGAGGGCGCCGCGGCGGCGGGGGAUUCGGUCGGGGCGGAAUGCAAACGAGCGCGGAUGGACGGAACCGGAGAGACCGGACAGGGUUCACAGGACACGAUGGGAGCUUUGGAGGGCGUCAUGGCUCCGUUCUCCUCCUUCCCUCCUCCUCCUCCUCCUCCUCCUCCUCAGAACGGCCUGGUGCUGGAGUUUGGGGGCGGCAGCAUUUACUCCGCAGGGGGGCAAACGGAGGCCCCGGCAGGAGCCAGCAGCACCUCCUCCUCUAACCCCAGCGCUCAACUGUCAGACAGAUCUACUCAGGCAGAAGUUCAGUGUGUUUCUGUUGGCGCUGCGGGCAGCAACGAGUCCUCCGAGGCCAAAGGAACCCCGAAACGGCUCCACGUUUCCAACAUCCCCUUCCGCUUCAGAGACCCAGACCUGCGGCAGAUGUUCGGGCAAUUUGGAAAGAUUCUGGAUGUGGAGAUCAUUUUCAAUGAGAGGGGCUCAAAGGGCUUUGGUUUUGUGACGUUUGAGGGCAGUGCAGAUGCAGAGAAAGCACGAGAGCGUCUCCACGGGACCAUCGUGGAGGGACGGAAGAUCGAGGUCAACAACGCUACGGCUCGAGUGGUGACCAAUAAGAAGAUGGUUAGCCCAUAUACUAACGGAGAAGGUCUCAGCACGCUGCCCUACGCGGGGUGGAAAUUGAGUCAUAUGAUGAACGCGAUGUACGCACCGGAGCUCUACGCAGGUGAGACGCAAACGGAUUUUCCACUUUCCUAUCGCUACACCCAGCCGACGGCGGUAGCGAGUCCCACAGCAGCGGCGGCAGCGGCAUACAGCGACAGCUACGGUCGCAUGUACACGGCAGAUCCGUAUGCGGCUGCGCUAGCGGCUUCUCCAGCGGCAGCGGCGGCGGCAGCAGCGUAUGGAGUCGGCGCGAUGGCCACUCUCUACAGAGGAGGAUACAACCGGUUCUCACCAUAUUAAUACACUUCCAGAUUCGCUGUCUCUCUGAAACUUCACCAACGGCUGCUGACCUCGGAGGGAAAAAUCCAAUCACACUCUUGGACAAAAACAAAAAAAA